AUGAAAGUUUCAUGGCUUGAAGCUUUUGAGGACGGAGACGCGCGGAUAUUCCUGGAGGACGUCGCGGAGCUGACGGAGAUGUGGAAGGACCGAGGAGGCCUUGUGGAGCUUCAGAACGGCGCAGCUCGGAGUGGGCGUGGACACCUGUCGCAUGCCGUGGCCCUGCGCACCCUGUUAAAUCGAGCUCUCCCAACGUUGGACGAUGCUGCGCGUUCGGAAUUACUGCUCGAUCGUUUCAUGCAAAGCCUACCGUAA
This is a messenger RNA of Echinostoma caproni, 255 nucleotides long. The record is from the annotation of a GenBank genome assembly. Lineage: Eukaryota; Metazoa; Platyhelminthes; Trematoda; Plagiorchiida; Echinostomatidae.